AUGGAUUCCCCUCCCGUGACCAUCGUCGACACCCCCGAGGCGGUCUCCAAGCUGAUGGACGAUCUCCUCGUCAAACCCACAGAGCACUUUCAGACCUAUCUCGUCGACGUGCACACCCUCGGCGAAACAGCCUUCUCCACCCCGGCCGCCGACAACGCCACCACCCUCAAGACAAUCUUCGAAUCGCCCACCCGCACAAAAGUGUUCUUUGACGUGCGCAACGACUCCGACGCCCUUAAAGUCCUGUACAACGUUGUUCUGGAGGGCGUCGAAGACGUGCAGAUCAUGGAGCUCGGGUUCCGCCGGUGGUCCGGCGGCGGCUGGCUCCGGGGGCUUCGGGCCUGCGUCUCGGACAGCACGCAGCUCGGCCUCUCGGCGGAGGAGAAGAAUCGGUGGCUGGAGAACAAAUGGCAGAUGAUGAGGAAGUUCCGGUCCGAGGGCGCGGCGGCCGAGAACCACGAUCUGGGCUUGACCCAGCGGCCCUUGACCCCCGAGGCCGUGGCGUACAGCGUCGGCGACGUGGUACUCCUGCCGCAGCUGCAGCGCGAGUAUAUGGCCUCGCUCGACGAUUUCUGGAUGUGGUUCGUGGCCCGAGAGACGGCUGCCCGCGUGAAGGAGUCGCAAGACGAGGGGUAUGUGCCGGAUGGACCGCACAAGGCCUUGGUGCCGUGGUCGGUGCUCGACUUCCAGGAGCGGAUUGAGGAGUAUAACCUGAUGAUUGAGGAUGAGUAUUCUACUGAUGAUAAUGAUGUUGAUGAUGAUGAUGAUCAUGAAGAUGAUGAUCAUGAUGGAUCAGAGGCCUCAGAUGCCGAGGAGGGCUUUCUCUUGUUCUAUUUAGUGUCUUUUGGAUGAUGUUUUCCAGUGUCUCGGACAGAAGUAUUUACUGUACUGUUCAUUCUGCCUGGAACUGCUCAUGGAUGCUCG
Molecule: messenger RNA, 924 nt
Organism: Aspergillus japonicus CBS 114.51
Lineage: Eukaryota; Fungi; Ascomycota; Eurotiomycetes; Eurotiales; Aspergillaceae
Exons: 2
Coding region: 1-852 (283 amino acids)
Biological process (GO): nucleobase-containing compound metabolic process
Molecular function (GO): nucleic acid binding; 3'-5' exonuclease activity
Source: RefSeq, a predicted model, not a curated record